UUAUCUGGUGAUUAGAAGGUUCAAGUGCCGUUUUUCCAAUUCUACCAAAGUUCAGUGAAUGCAGCAUCACUUCCAUGCUUAUCCAAGCACAGUGAAAGGAUCAGGAUCACGAUUAUUGUGGCCGAAUGAAUUCAUGAUAACGAUACUAUCGCGAUAUGGAAAAAAAUUUAAUUAAAUCAAAAACUUAAAUUACAUAAAAAAUAAAAUAAAAUUCAGUCAAAUUAAUUUUUCAACUUUGAGUGUAGGGACGUGGAGAGUCUGUUACAACUGUACAAAAGAGAAUAAUUUAUAUUUAAUGGGGAGUGAAAAGGGAACAAGAUGAACUGAUAAAAGAUCUACAAGGUCGAACAUCUGAUAUUAUCUCGUGUGUAUUAUUAAUACAAUAUCAAUAUUUCAUUUUUUAAAUAUCAGAUAUUGUCAAUAUGGUGAAUUAUUCAGUAAUUUUAGCUCUUAAAGCUUCUAUAAAUUAAAGAACAGGAAACAAUCCGUCUGUAAAGAGUAGAAGAAGAAACUGAUCUAACACUGGAAAUAAAAAGAGUAAAGUCUGCUGACGACUCGACAACCUGAGACUCAUUUUAAAAGAGGAGUUUAAUGUUCUGAGACUGAACUUCUCUGUAUGUGAAUCUUCAGGAGCGUCGUUCACCUCCCAUCUGUAACAGGAAGUCCUUCCCUUCUCCUGACUCUUCAUUUCACUUUCAUCUCAUUUCAGACGACUCACACCAACAUCUGUGAACAUGUGUUUCUGCAGCAGGAGAAGCAUCAUGACUUGGGUGGGACAUCUCUUCGUCAUCAUCAGCAUCUUCAUCGUGAUUACCGCCACGCUCUGCCUGCUCCUCUCUCAGGGUCUGCCGUCUCCAGCCGCAGAUUGUUUACAUCGAGGCGUUGAUGUUGAGGUUGAGAAAACCAACCGCACCGUCCUGCACAUCAUGGAGAGCGAUGUGGUUACCAUGGGGAUCGUGGUGAUCGGCAUCCUGGGAGUCUAUGGAGGCCUGAAGAGGAACCUGGUGGCUCUGAUUGUGUUCCUGGGCUGUACUGUAGGUUCGCUGACUGUGGGUUGGCUGAUGGUGAGAGAUGUCGGCGGAGUCCCUGCUGCUACAGUCCGUCCACAGUUGGAGAGCAUGACGGAGGAAUGGUGGCGUUCUCGUCUGCCACUGGAUCAGGCCUCAGACGACAUCAAGAACUGGGUUGAAGGUCUGCAGUCGAUACUUGGCUGCUGCGGGAUUUUCAGCUACAAAGACUGGGAGGACAAAAUCCCUGACUCCUGUCUGUGCAUCCAGGAGGAGAAGGAAGGGGUGGAGGGCUUGUGUCAGACCGUCAACUACAGCAACUUUCUGUUGAACCUUUUCUGGCAAAAGAAGUCCGUCUUCUCAAAGCCCUGCUUCCCCAUCAUCAUGAUCUCCAUCAGAACAGACACUGACAUCGCACAGCGCGUACACUUCCUUCUCGUGGUCCUGAUGCUGCUGGCAGCGGUGCUGUCUUUACCGAUGAUCUACCAGAUGAUCAAAGCCGCCAAGAGGCCGAGCGCGCCGCUGUCUGUGACGGUGACGUUCACCGACCACCCGCCUGCCUACCAUCAGCUGUACAACCUGCCUGAUUAGGGAGCGAUCACUUUCACAACAAAAGCGUGAUGCAUGAUUUGUUUGACCUUGAUGUGGAAGCCAAGCUCGGGGAACACCAGCAGGACCCUCGAGUACGAUACAGGUGUAGGUUGUCAAGGACAACACGCUUGUUACCAUAAUAUAUAGAGCAUCAUGUUAUAAGCCCUUCCUAUAAACAAACUAUCAUUACUGAUGACACAACAUUACUUUUGCUAAGCUAACAUUAACUACUAAAUUGGCAUCAGUUGCCAUGGCAACAGUAAGCAUUCAUAUUGCAGACUGAGGGAAUGAAAGCAGGGUGCUGGACUUUAUACAUGAGACUGAAAAAUUGUUUUAUUUUUAUGACUUCUUAGCUAGCUGGUUUAGCUUAUCUUAGCUUAGCCUUUGUAAACCUGUGAUAUAAAUCUGCUUGAAAAAUACAAGUUUGUGAAUGUGAAAGAAAAUGUGCUUGUUACUUGUUACUGUGUGAAUCAAAACGGAACCAGUGAAGCCUCAUAAUCUCCUGGUAAAAUGACAUUUUAUAUUAUUAGUUUGGGUGAAAAACUCGGUUCUAUCUCCUCAUACAUGAAGCCUCGCGCUCGAGGAGCGGAGAGAGGAAGGAGCUCGUUACUAUCAUCCACUUUCAUCAAGGUGCGCCGCUCAAAGCAAAACAAAAGCGCGGGCUGAUGACGCAGACCCUCUCGUAUCUAGGUAACGCAGUUACUCUUAAAGGCACAUUUCACA
Molecule: messenger RNA, 2321 nt
Organism: Seriola aureovittata
Lineage: Eukaryota; Metazoa; Chordata; Actinopteri; Carangiformes; Carangidae
Exons: 9
Coding region: 735-1598 (287 amino acids)
Cellular component (GO): membrane
Source: RefSeq, a predicted model, not a curated record